AUGGGUUCCAUCGUUCUACCACACUUAAACACCGGCUGGCAUGUCGACCAAGCCAUCCUCUCGGAAACCGAGCGUGUCGUCGCAAUUCGUUUCGGUCGCGAUCACGAUCCCGAAUGCAUGCGACAAGACGAGGUCCUAUACCGCAUCGCGGAUAGGGUAAAGAACUUCUGCGUCAUCUACGUCUGCGACAUCGACCAGGUGCCCGACUUCAACCAGAUGUAUGAAUUGUAUGACCCGUGUACCAUCAUGUUCUUCUACCGAAACAAGCACAUGCUAUGCGAUUACGGCACGGGAAAUAACAACAAGCUCAACUUCGUCCUCGAAGACAAACAAGAGCUGAUCGAUAUUAUCGAGACGGUCUAUAAGGGCGCAAAGAAAGGUCGGGGUCUAGUCGUCAGUCCGAAGGAUUAUUCUACACGUUACCGAUACUAG
Messenger RNA from Daldinia caldariorum, 432 nucleotides. RefSeq names its product mitosis protein dim1. Lineage: Eukaryota; Fungi; Ascomycota; Sordariomycetes; Xylariales; Hypoxylaceae. The transcript has 3 exons. Gene Ontology annotation, biological process: mRNA splicing, via spliceosome. The coding region runs from base 1 to 432 and encodes 143 amino acids. Gene Ontology annotation, cellular component: U5 snRNP; U4/U6 x U5 tri-snRNP complex; spliceosomal complex. The record is from RefSeq and is a predicted model, not a curated record.